AUUAUAAAAUAGGGGAAGUCCGGGGAAAGUCAUGAUCUUUAUGGUCUAUUCAUUGUGUCUAUAAAGGAACCAUUGACACACACGACUGACAAAGAUAUGGUUGGGUUCUCUUUUUUGGCGUUACUUAAAUAUCACAUGCUGUCAGUUCCUAUUUUUUAUAUUCACUUUGAAUACCUACAUGAGAUUCCAGUACAAGUACCAGAAGAUAUUGAUCCGUAUAGUAUCUCGUAUAUGCAAUGUGAUGUCAAUGUCAGUCAGUCUGCAAUGUCAGUCAAUCCCGAGUGACAAGGGUCCUCUAUAGUCUUGGAACUCCGAUAGAUCGAGGGAAUGACAAUGCAGUGAUAAUGUUUCUGUUGUUUCUGCCCUAAAACGCCAUAAUUGCGAUGGUGUAAUAUAAUUCUGGGGUCCUAGCUGUUAAUCAUCGGCAAAACCCAUCAGGAUGGUUUGAAUUCAUUCCAACGAUAUAAACACUGUGAAUGAGCUAUUGUGGCUGCAAUUGUGAAUAUAAAACUCCUUCGAGGAUGUGCAUUUCGAAUAAAGGAAGUUCACGGUUACCCCCUCAGUGAAAUGUCGCGUCUUAACGAGUUAAUGGACCCUCAUUCCCUAAUCAUGCUAAUAAACAUUCACUGAGUGCUACUACUUGAAUAGACUUGACACUUGAUCGAGAAGUAGGAUUACUUCAACUGGCGCCGUAACGCCGAGGAAGUCACAAUGAAGAUCUGGAUCAGUUUAACGGUCACAGUAUUCACCAUCCAUGUCGUAUACAUAGUGAAGGGUGCUAACAUUGUCGUAUCAUUACUUGUACCUGUACCGAGUAGCCAUGCCAGAGGUUUAUCAGACAUAGCAGGAACCCUAACCAGACGCGGCCACAAUGUCACCAUCAUCACAAGUUCUUCCGAAGGAACAAACGGGUUUUCGGAUGACACCUACAGCCGGUCCAUCCAAUACAAAUUCGAGUAUCCUCAAGAACUGCCACCGAAGGAGGAACUUGAAAAGGAGUUCAUUGAUCUUGCUUUUGAGUCGAGUGGGACAAAGCAAAUUAAGGUGUUAAGGUGGGUUUUUACCGUGAUACGACAUGGUUGUGAGUGUCUCUUUGACGACUCACGUACACUUGCUCUGCUCAAGGAAUCAAGCUUUGACAUCCUCAUCGGUGAUGCCUUUGACAGUUGUGACGUGCUGCUUAGUAGUUACCUUGGAUUGCCCUACAUUGCCGUUACAACUGCUGAGAGAUAUCCAUUAUUCAACGAACGCGUGUAUGGUAUCCCCAUGCCACCGUCGUACGUACCAUUUGGUAAUUUCCCUCUGCCAGAUAGGAUGUCUUUCGGAGAACGCAUUUUAAGUUUUAUUGAACAUCACGUUUUUAUCAACAUCAUAGGGUGGACCCAUUUCAGAGCUUUGGACACGGUCAAAAUAAAGCACAAUAUCGCUCCAGGGAAAAGCAUUCCUGAUCUUCUAGGUCGGGCAGAGUUAUGGCUGUGCAUGACGAACUUUGCUUUCGAUUUUCCCCAUCCCACUGCCCCUAAUUGGGUGGCCGUCGGGAAUACUGGGGAUACUCCCGCAGAGCCACUCGAAAAGGAUUUCGAAAUCUUCGUUCAGGGAUCCGGUGAACAUGGAUUUAUUUUGUUCUCUUUAGGUACUCAUUUUACUGAGCUUCCUAACCCAGAAAUGACCGAAGCCUUCGCGAGAGUCUUCAGCGAGCUUCCACAGAAAGUCAUCUGGCGUUAUACCGGACCACGCCCUCAUAACCUUGGUAACAACACAAUGUUGGUCGACUGGAUGCCGCAAAAUGACCUUGUUGGUCACCCAAAAGCCAGACUGUUGGUAUACCAUGGUGGCGCUAAAGGAAUCUUGGAGGCCAUUUAUCACGCUGUUCCCAUGGUAAUCAUGCCAAUCUUUGCUGAACAAGAAUCUAAUGCUGUCAAGGUAGUCGUCAGAGGAAUAGGGAAACGGCUUCAGAAGGAUGCGAUCUCUUACGAGACAGUCAACACUGUGGUGACGGAGGUGCUUUCAAAUCCAAGCUACAAAGAAAACGUCCAACGAAUCUCUAGAAUCUACAGAGAUACUCAGUCCAAUCCAAAUGAUGUUGUGAUCUACUGGGUAGAACACAUCCUCAAAUUUGGAGGGUCACACCUGAGAACCAGAGCCUUGGAGCUAAACUUUAUCCAGCUUCAUUCCAUCGACGUCCUCGCUUUCAUUGUCGGGAUCUUGCUCGUUAUCGCCUUCCUUCUCGUUUCAUGUUUUAAACGAUGUAUCGCUUGUUGCUUUAACAGAGAGAAAUUAAAAGUUGAAUGAUAACUUCAAGAAUUGACAUUACCUUGCAGAGGUGCUGCGCUCCAGUAGAUAUUUCCCAGGACCCUUGCAUCACAAAGUUCGGGGUUCAAAUCCCAUUACGGCACUAUAGGCAGCGUAUGUCCUUUGGCAAGGUAUUGAUCUACAUUUUGUCAUAUACGACUCCGGUGAGGUUAAUGUGUAUCUGUUAGAAAUGUUUAGUUGAAACUAAAGCGUCUUUUUGGCAUAGCGCCACGCAUCGACAGCCACAGCCACGUUAACAUCAAGGCCCGGUUGCAUAAAAGUUACUAUUAUGGUAACUUUGACAUUCAAUUGUAUUACCAUUGUAAUGUUGAUCAACCACAGUCAAUCAAAAUCAAGGAUGUGGUAGAAGUUACCAUAGGAUGGCAAAGUUACUACCGCCUCGACAUUGAGCGCAGUUCUAAGAACAACAAUCAUUUUCCCACAAUGCAUUUUUUUUUAUAAUUUGUCACAAUCUGUGCCAACUCAGGGUGAAGACAAACCUUCUUCCGGAUGGUCAAAUAGUCAUUAUUUUAACUUUCUCACACGCCAAAAAGAAAGAAAUCUAGUUAACUUUGAAGGAUAAGAGAUUCGAUGAGCUGUAACCUGACUACGAUCUCUUCAGAACUCGAGUAAAGUGUUAAGAUUAUUUCGGUGAUUUGAAUUAUAUCAUUAUCUUUACGAAAGCUUUUAAUUUGACAAGUAUCUAGUCAUAAAAACCCUUUGAAGUUUAUGUAUCUCUGCGAUCACACUCUUACCGUAUCUUAUCAAAAUUUGACUUUAGAUUGUCUUGAAAAAUGCAAUUAAGUAUGAUUGUAUUGUUAACAACUUCGUAUAUUUUUUAAAAUAUCUUUCUUAAGGGUUAAACAUUAAGUGUUAUUACGUGAUUGAAAAAAUCUUAUAAGGUUUGAAUUAUUUGAAAUUAAAUCUGAAAUCAUAAGUAUUUUUUUGUAUUUCAUUAUAUGAAAUAUGAAAUAUUCUAAUUUUACCGUUUCAAGUGAAACAAAGAUUAAUUCCUCCCUGAACAUUUGGAAUUAGCAUUUAUGUUUUAAUGCUAUGGUUCAGUCACGUUGAUCCUUAUUGUCAAAUCUGUAAAAAAGAAAUGAAAUAUUAUAUAAUUCAAACAAUAAAAAACAAAAGAAAUAGUGA
Molecule: messenger RNA, 3438 nt
Organism: Lytechinus pictus (painted urchin)
Lineage: Eukaryota; Metazoa; Echinodermata; Echinoidea; Temnopleuroida; Toxopneustidae
Product: UDP-glucuronosyltransferase 1A8-like
Exons: 5
Coding region: 712-2292 (526 amino acids)
Molecular function (GO): UDP-glycosyltransferase activity
Source: RefSeq, a predicted model, not a curated record